AUGGUCCCUGACCUCCGUGCACCUCAGGCUUAUUCACUCAGGUUUGUGUCUGUCUGCCUGUGGGAGCGCGCGUAUCACUUCUCGUCCCUUCCUCCUCCGCCUGCCCCUCGUGUGUGUACGCAGAGUGCACGCUUAGAGGCGCGGCACCGGUUUGGGGGUCUUCCCCGGAUCCUGAGCUGCGUGGGAACGUGCACUUUCCACCGUGCUCAUUCCCCUCCUCUUGCUCCUCGUGCGUACGCGCAACCUCGGUUCGCCGGAACGAGGCGUGUGGCUUACGGCUUCUCUCAGGCCGCCCCCCUGUGA
Knipowitschia caucasica is the source of this 303-nucleotide messenger RNA. Lineage: Eukaryota; Metazoa; Chordata; Actinopteri; Gobiiformes; Gobiidae. The record is from the annotation of a GenBank genome assembly.